AUCCGUGUUCUGUGAGAACCAAGUAGCAGGACACUAGACCCUGGAGUCCAGAUAUAUACCAGUACUUGGAAGCUCUCUUUCCGCACUCUCGCGAUUUUAAGCCCCCUUUAUCGGAAAUUUGCCGCCAUAUAUUCAUAUAUGUGUGCAUGUUGUAUAAAACUCGAUUGCGGCUGCAAACAAAUUAGUCUCAGCUCGGUUCGUUUCGUUUGGAAACAGUGCUCUCGUUCUCGUUCUCCCCAGAGACACGUCAGUGGCAGCAGGCAGAAUAUUCGGAAUUCAGAAUAUACGCAACUCAGACCAAGGCUAAUCCGAAACCAUGUCCGACGACUUCGAUGGCUGCGAGUGCGUCUGGUCGCAGGAGUACGCAAUGCAGCGCAUCAUCAACUUCAUUCGACAGAACCAGGAUGCCUGCACGGACACCGAGUGCUUGGAUGUCGUCGGACGCACCUCGCAGCAGGCGCAGGUCGCCGGACGCGGCGAUGACAGCGGCUUCUCCGUCGCCAUGAUCUUCCUGAUCGUGGCCAUGUUCAUGUACAUAGUGAACCCGAGUACCUGGGGCAACUUCACCAGCAACAAGCGAGCUGGCGGCCGACGCGACAAUAAUCAGGACGGCUCUCCGCCGCAGCCUCCUCCGCCGGCCAUCAACUAGGUGACUCCGAGGACCCCUGCUUCUACGAAAACCUGAGCAUCCACAACACAAUUUGCAAACAGCAUUUCCUUGUUUUGUUAUUUCUCCCGCUAUUGGGAAAGAAACCACGGAUAGAACCAGAUCAAUCGACUUGGUGCCAUCCAUUCGCACGUUUACACAGAUUAGGCAAAUUAUACAUCCCUUACAUUGUACAAAACACUUACCCGCGCACUCUGAAACACACCGGCUUAUCAACUAACAUAUUUGGACACUUUUUAAAAGACUUUGGAAAACGAA
Molecule: messenger RNA, 925 nt
Organism: Drosophila teissieri
Lineage: Eukaryota; Metazoa; Arthropoda; Insecta; Diptera; Drosophilidae
Product: small integral membrane protein 14
Exons: 4
Coding region: 317-649 (110 amino acids)
Cellular component (GO): endoplasmic reticulum
Source: RefSeq, a predicted model, not a curated record